AUGUCUGAAACUAACGUAAUCGAAGAGAGAAUCUACUUGGGCAACGUUGACUUUACCGCCACCGAGGAUGAGCUUAAGGACUUUUUUGGCAGCUCGAAUGUCACUGCAGUGGAAAUACCUUCCAAAACCAUCACCCGCGGUAAAAAGACCUUCGUCAAGCGCCUAGGGUUCGCAUUUGUGCUGUUCUCGUCCAAGGAGGAGGCCGACCGGGCCAUUGAGGAGUACAACGGCAAGGAAUUCAAGAGCCGCCACAUCCACGCCAAGAAAGCCGUGCCACCUGUGACGGGAGAGGAGAAGAAAAAGAAGACAGAGGCAUACUUUGCCAAACAGAAGGAAUUGAGAGCCAAGGCCGAUAAGAAGAAGAAGGAUGAUACUAAGGCCAAGGCGAAAGCAGAAACCACGGCUGAUGAGGGUAAAGUGAGUGCUGAAGAUCAAGACGGUGGCAAGUCAACCGCCGAAGGUAAACUAACGGGUGCAAACGGAACCAAGCCUUCAAAAGCUGCAAAUGGUGCCGCCUCGCCCAAACCUUCCAAAGAGUCGUCUGCCAAGAAGACUCAGGAUGCGUCAAAGACGCCGGCGGGUAGUAAGUCCAAGGACACUGUGUUCAUCACCAACUUGGAUUACAAAACCAAUAUCAAAGCAUUGAACAGCUUGUUCAAGGAGUUGAAGCCAAAGUGGGUGCACAUUCCACCAAGAAGAAUGCCAUACCAUGUCUUGAAAAGGUACCAGGCACAGCAGAGGCCCAUUUUCAACAAGGGAAUUGCAUUUGCGAAAUUCCCUAGCGAGGAGGUGCAAUUGAAGGCCAUUGAGCAAUUCAAUGGCCAUGAAGUGGACGGGCGCAAGAUCAUUGUUGAGGUUGCCGUAGACAGAGUGGUGCCUGAGGGUGUUACCGAGCACACUCCGGAUGCCGCUGAAGAAGCAGAAGGAGAAGCAUCCGAAAGCAAAACUGUCCCUGAAGCAGCUGAAGAUGCUGAUAGCACGGCUGCAAAAGUCGAGGGCCAGGAUUCCUAG
Messenger RNA from Sungouiella intermedia, 1011 nucleotides. Lineage: Eukaryota; Fungi; Ascomycota; Pichiomycetes; Serinales; Metschnikowiaceae. The record is from the annotation of a GenBank genome assembly.